Eublepharis macularius is the source of this 1375-nucleotide messenger RNA. RefSeq names its product thioesterase superfamily member 6 (gene THEM6). The record is from RefSeq and is a predicted model, not a curated record. Lineage: Eukaryota; Metazoa; Chordata; Lepidosauria; Squamata; Eublepharidae. The coding region runs from base 25 to 654 and encodes 209 amino acids. The transcript has 2 exons.
GUCACUUCUCUGCCGCUUAUCAAGAUGGUCCUGCUUUUGUUUUGCCUCGUGUGCGUUGGGUUUAUAUUUCUCCAGGCUUUCUUUGAUAUAUGGUUUUUAAUUAGAAUCGGGUUAUUUUACAGUUAUGCCUUUUUCUGGCAGAAGCACCCCAAAGACAUAUUCAAAACACUCGUCAUACCAAACCUGGUGCUGCCUUCUGACUUGGAUUACCUGCUGCACAUGAAUAACGCUCGCUACCUGCGUGAGGCUGAUAUUGCCCGCUGGACCUUCUUCGCCCGGUACAAGUUCGCUCGGCCACUCGGCGCUUUAAGAGCCGUCACCGUGCUGUCUGCCUCUUGCAGUCGCUAUCGCCGUCCGUUGAGGCUUUUUGAACACUUUGAUAUCCGUACGCAGCUUUUGGGUUGGGACGACCACGCGUUUUACUUGGAGCAGCAGUUUGUUAGCCAUCGUAAAAACUUUGUCGUUGCCAUAAUACAUUGCCGGCACCAUGUAACAGGCGCUACUCCUGCCGCCCUUAUGGAGGCUAUUGCACAGAAAAAGGUGGAAUCACCUGAGCUUCCCGAAGAGGUCAAGCAUUGGCUCAAGUACAACGAAGCCAGCAGCCAGAGACUGAGGGCAGAGAGCAACAUGCAGAAAAACAGCAAAGACCAGUAGUUCCUCUUCCCUCACCCCUGCUUCAUCUGUGGUGGACCAUAAAGGCUCUUCCAGAGAACUGUAACAGGCCUCUACUCUUCCACUGUAGUGAAGACAAAAGUCCCAAACAACAUCAACAGCAAAGCUAGCCACGGAGGGGAUGGCAUAGGUCCCAAAUGUUUUGGAAUUCAUUUAGCCUGACAUAAAUUUGGCCAUGCUGGGCAGUGCCGUUCUUUUUAACCAUGAGCCAGUUCAGGCCGUUCUCUGGUGGUGACCACUCGAGCUCUAAAUCCCUGAUGACCUGGCGGGCUUUUAAGUCUUAGUUGUUUUGUGAAGGAGAAAUCUACUUGUCCUCUGGAUUUAAAGUUACCACAUUACUAGGGAAAGAAAAUUAUAUAAACUAUUUAAUUUUAGUUUGUUGAAUAAGCAGCCUACAGACAUGAAUGUGUUAUGUUGAGCUACAGUGACUCGUCUGUUAAUAUUUUCAGUUUAGAGGCCGGUCCUAUUAUGGUAGCUUUUCCACCUAGUGCACGCUGCUGGUUAGUUAGAGAGGAGUGCGCACACGGGGCCAGCAGCCACCUUGAGCGCUGAGGCGCUGGAGGGGGUGCCGGGGCCGAGGGGGCACGUUGCGGAGCUGGUGGAGGCAAUGCUGGCGGCUGAGUGGGAGGACUGGGAAGCCGCCUGCGUGCCACCCCAGCUGCCUGCCACACCUGGCCCACAGCUGCUGCACCCAGCCGGGAGU